AUGUCUGAUCUUAUGCUGUUGGCUGUGGCUGCAGCGCGUCGAUAUCAGUGUGGCGAGUGCUGCAGCUCUCCCCGCCAGCCGCCGCCCCCGCUGCCACCCCAGCGGCUCCGGCAGCUGGGCCGGAAGGGCCGGCUGUACCCGGCGUACAGCCUGAGCGGCUCGGAAGGCGAGCCGGGCGCGGCGUCGGUGGCGGCGCCGGACUACCGCUCGCUGCGGCACCCCGCCCACCACCACCGCGAGCGCGACCGCGACCGCGACCUCCACCACCACCAGCUGUACGGGCACGCCGUCCAGCCGCAGUACCAGCACCAGCUGCAGCACCUGCACCACCAGCAGCAGCAACAGCAGCAGUACGCGCAGAUACAGGCCGGCGGCGGCGCGGCGGCCGGUGGCGGCGGGGGCGGUGGGGGCGGCGGACUCUCGGACACGCCCACCUCCGAGAAUGCGUCCGACGCUACGCUGACCGACUCCGAGCUCGCCCUCGCGCGCGACUCCACGCUUCUCGUCCACAACGGUAAGUGCCUUAGAUACCGAGUGAUCAUAUACUUCUCACAACAGAUACAGUAAGUAUACAUAAAACUUUAUUUUGCUGCAGUCAUUUCGAAAGUAAUAAAAGACCAAUAACGUACUGAAUGC
This is a messenger RNA of Schistocerca serialis cubense, 636 nucleotides long. RefSeq lists its product as uncharacterized. The transcript has 3 exons. The record is from RefSeq and is a predicted model, not a curated record. Lineage: Eukaryota; Metazoa; Arthropoda; Insecta; Orthoptera; Acrididae. The coding region runs from base 1 to 567 and encodes 188 amino acids.